This is a messenger RNA of Chenopodium quinoa (quinoa), 2310 nucleotides long. Its product is annotated as decapping nuclease DXO homolog, chloroplastic-like. The record is from RefSeq and is a predicted model, not a curated record. Bases 283 to 1932 code for a protein of 549 amino acids. Lineage: Eukaryota; Viridiplantae; Streptophyta; Magnoliopsida; Caryophyllales; Amaranthaceae. The transcript has 13 exons. Gene Ontology annotation, biological process: nuclear-transcribed mRNA catabolic process; NAD-cap decapping. Gene Ontology annotation, molecular function: mRNA 5'-diphosphatase activity. Gene Ontology annotation, cellular component: cytosol; nucleus.
CUUCGUAUAAUUUUUUACUGUUGAGUUAUUCUUUAUCAAAUUAGGAAUGUUGUUCUUCAAUUAAGAAAUCUAGGGCUCAAAUAUAAUCUGCCCUUAUUCUUUAACAAAUUAGGAAUGUUGUUUCUUCACUUCAGAAAUUUAGGGCUCAAAUAAUAUCUGCCCUUUUGCAAUCGCAUUAGACAAUUUCAAACAAAAUCCCUUUAUUCAAACCCAAAAAUCUCUCACACAAAAACUCCGGAACGAAAAAAACCCAGAUUUGCAAACCUUCAUAUUCACCUUUCAAUGGAAUUUCCACCAGACUUAGACUUAUUUGGAGAUGAUGAUGAAGAAGAUUACGCCCAAGACAAUGACGAAGAACAACCAAAGCAAGAGGAAUAUGGCGGCGAUGGCGGUGGUGGGGGUGUUCGUCCUUCAUCAUCUUCCGACUCGUCUCGCUCUUCUUCGCCGUCAAAUUCAUCUUCUUCAUCGUCUUCGAGAUCAAGAUCUUCUUCCAGUGGUAGUGGUAGCGUCAGUGGGAGUAGCAGCGCGAGUGAGGGGAGAGAGAAUGGUGGUGGGGAAGAAGUAGUGUCCAAUAGUAGGAUUAUUGCUAGGGAUAUAUUUGGGGAUGAACCUGAUGAUGAUGAUGAAAUUGAUGAAGUAGAUGAUGAACGAGAUCUUUUUGGGCCUGAUAAUGAAGAUUACUGCAAAACUUUGGCUAAAAGCCCUCACCCUGUUCCUGUUUUGCCUCCAAUUCGAAAUAACCAUCACCAAGAUGGAGGUGGAGGUGGUCGUGGUCGUGGCCGUGGACGAUGGCAAAAUGAUAGAGGUGCUGGUAUCCUACCUCGGCCUGGAUAUCCUCCCAGACAAAAUUAUGGGUUCAACCCCAGAUUUCCUCCUGCUAUACGUGAUGAACGCUUUGUUUCUGAGCUCCUGUUUACAAGUAGUGAGGAAACACUUUCAAGAAAACCUGUACAGUUCCAAGAGCCUUCUGAAUUUGCCUGCUAUAGUCGUCUGGAAACUGGUGAGGUCUUCUUUGAUGAUCGCAGCCUGAGGCUUUUUAAGCGACUGAUCAGUGAAGAUGUUGGAGCAGAUCUGAAUGAAGGCUUUGAUACAUUCAUCGAGAAAAAAGAUUUGGGCUCUCAGGGUUUUGGUGAUCUUCUUGCUUGCAUAAGACAUAAAAGAAUUCCUCUAGAGAAUAUGCAUUUUGUGACGUAUCGGAACAAUCUAAAUAAGAUUCUGGCCACUGCUUAUAUUAGGAAUGAACCUUGGGAAAUGGGAGUACAUAAAAGAAAGGGGGUUAUUUAUCUUGGUGUCCAUAAACUACCAGAAAGGCCAAAGACAGAAUUGGAUCGCAGAAGGUGCUAUUGGGGUUAUUGCUUUGAGACCCUUGCAACUGAAGAUCCUACAAGGGAUGAUGGAGAGGGUAUACAUCAUAUUGAUGCCAACGUUGAGUAUUGUGCUGUCAUCAAAACAAAACUUGGUGCUCAUCGAAUAUUAAUGGGUGCUGAAAUGGAUUGCUAUGACUCCCCUGAUGAUGGGAGGAAGUUUUAUGUUGAGUUGAAGACAUCCCGAGAGUUGGAUUAUCGAACAGAGGAAAGAUAUGAAAGAGAGAAAUUACUUAAAUUCUGGAUCCAAUCAUUUCUAGCUGGUGUUCCCUAUAUCGUUGUUGGCUUCAGGGAUGACUCCGGCCGACUUGUUCGCACAGAGAGAAUGAGAACCAAAGAAAUAAAUCAGAGAGUGAAGAUGAAGAAUUAUUGGCAGGGUGGGGUUUGCUUAGCAUUUGCUGAUGAGGUAUUGUGCUGGCUGUAUGGAACUGUGAAAGAGGGUGAAGACUACAUAUUGCAGUUUGCUCCACCCUUCACCCGUUUGGAGCUCCUACUGGCAAACUCCUGUCCAGACGAGAUUACUCACCAUCUAGAGCUGUAUCAGCAAAUGCAGUCUGAUAUGCGAUGACAAGGAGAAUGGAGUUUCAAAACUCCAAAAAUAUACAGGACAUACGGCACUUUGUUAAGUCAAUUUGAUUAUAUGACACAUUUUUAGACUGAAGUUAGAUAGCUUUCUUAGGUAAAUGCCCAUCUUAGAUUGGUUUUUUCCCCUUCUUUUUUCAUCUUGAUGCGUACAUCCGAAUGGUAUAUCAGCAAUGCAAUUUAUGUCAGUUGUAACUAAGCUGAUGACAAUUUUGGCUUACCACAGUUACCACAGUUCAUCAGCCUGCCAAUUUGGCUAAUGUAAAGUUGGUCGAGCUUGUUAUGUAACCAAAAAAUUACAUUAUUAACGAUUUACUGAAAACCUUUGGAGAUAAAUUUACAUUUUGGUAACAAUACUUUUAUU